This is a messenger RNA of Chara braunii, 1259 nucleotides long. NCBI's taxonomy places the organism in Eukaryota, Viridiplantae, Streptophyta, Charophyceae, Charales, Characeae. The record is from the annotation of a GenBank genome assembly.
CAAGAACCAAGCCCCAACAGGGACCCAAGACACCUCGGAUCCGGCGCAGACAACGCACGACCAUGGUCGAAAUUGCCGACAUCAAUACGCAAGCCAGCCCCAAGCGGCCGGUCACUCCUCCCAUGCCAGUCCGGCAGGCAGAUGAAUCGCAACUCGCAUUUCUCGAACGUCUCCAACAUUACACGGAGACUGCUGCAGCCGAACUUCGCAAAUGGGAAAAGGAGGAGGCCGCCCGCCAGCACGCAAUUCAGCAUCAGCUGGAAGGGCCAAAGCAGCAUGUCAGCAGGCCGCAGCCGAAGCAGCAGCAGCCACACGGUUUGCAGCAUCAGCAGGUCGAGGCAAGUCCGAAUCAAGCUCGUUACCAGGCCACAAUGGACCUCACAAAAGAUGAAGCCAUGUACAGCAGGCUACUUCGACGGCAGCACUUCCAAACAACAGAAGAACAAGAGGAGCCGACCGAGGAAGAGAGCGACAAGGAAUCCACAACAGUAUUGAUGGAGAAUUUGUUGUACACGUGCAAUUGGCAGCAACGCGAACUGCUGGUCAUGCGGCAGAUCUUCAUCUGCUACGAAGCAACUUUCCGGUCGAUAGACCUGAAGAUCGCGGCAUUGCAGGCCGAGAACAGCACAUUGCAGGACGCCAACAGCCAGCAGCAGACCAUCAACGACCAGCUGCAGACCAUUGUCAGCACAGGGUUGGCACGACUGUCUGCAGUCGAGUCGACGGGUAGUGCAGUGGCAGACUGCAGCCCAACUUUGGCCGCUCAAGACAAGCAACUCGAGGAGCGGAUCAACCACAUGGUAGCAUCCCUUGGCGACAUCAGCACGUUUGCUGGAGCAUCGACAAUCAGCAAUCAGCUGCAGACGCUCAGCGACCACGUUCAACAACGAACGGCCGCCGUCGUCAAGGAAUGGGAGAUGCCGGACUUCAAGAUUGAGAAGUUCGACGAUUACCACAAGACCGAUCUGCUGCAGUGGUGGAUGGCGUUCAACGCAGAGGCAGACGUACAUCACGCCCCACCCAAACGGCGGCUUGACGCACUUUACCUCCAACUCAUUGGAGGGGCGCAGGCUUUCAUGACUCGCAUGGCCGUCACGUUGGAGUGCACCAUUGCCACCCUCCACACCAAGAUCACGUGGGAAGAAUUCGAGAAGAAGUGGAAGACCCGGUUCAUGGUCAACAACGACAAACGUUGACGGAGUGGCAAAGACUCGUCGCCACCCUGGAGUUAAACUUGCCGUUCGACGCAAUCCGGGCUG